Molecule: messenger RNA, 577 nt
Organism: Paramecium sonneborni
Lineage: Eukaryota; Ciliophora; Oligohymenophorea; Peniculida; Parameciidae
Source: the annotation of a GenBank genome assembly
AUGCAAUAACUUCACCCUAAACUAAGAGCAUUAUCAGUUUAAGAAUAAGGGGAACAAAGAGCCAAAUUACCUAAUAUUCUUGCACCCACAUUUGCAGAUUGGAAAAUUAUUAGUGAUUCUAGGGCUCAUCCUAAGAUUAGCAGGAGGAAUCCUCUAUUUAAAUUUGGCUUGAUUCCACUUAAAAAGGCUGUGACCCCUUAAUCGUGUAUUAAUUAAGAUUCUAAAAAUUUUCGGGAACUUAAAUCAGAGGAACAAAGCCAAAGAACAUAAGAAAUAAUUGUUGAAGGCAGAGUAAACAAAAGAUAAAUAAAUAAUCUUUAAUAAUUUGAAUCAGAAAAAAAAUGUUUUACAUUGCGAAAUAGAUUUGUGAGUGGGCCUAAACAUGCAAAUCAAUUAGUAUACCUUUCGAUAAUAUUUUAAGUUGAUCGAAUGCAAAUAGUUGUUUGAAAAUUAAAAAAAAGCAUUUGAAGAAAUAUUAAAAUAAAACGAUUUAUUUAAUAAAUAUGCUAGAGUAAUAGAUAAGGAAUAAUCCAUGACAAAUUAGAAAAUAAUCUAAAUUUUUAACCUAUAUAAAUGA